UGACUCACAGAUCCUCUUUUGUCCACAGGCAGUUGUCUUAGGAGAGAGAAGAAAGCUUUCAGAUGCUGUGUCAAUUCAGGAACUCAGUAGAACAAUGGAAUACCAAUCUUCGGUAGAAAAUUUGGAUGAAGAUGGAUAUACUCAAUUAGACUUCAGCUCUCGCAACAUCACCAGGAGAUCUGUAGUUUCAGAGAAAGGACUUUGUGCUGUAUCCUCUCAUUGCCGUCUGAUUGCUGUGACUCUGGGCAUUUUAUGCUCAGUGAUGCUGGUGAUAAUUGUGGUCCUGAGUACCUCGGGUAUUUGGAGAUCCAGUUCAGGGAACAACCUGUUGAAGAGCGACAGCGUUCCAUCAAGAAAUAAAGACAACCAGAGUCAACCCACACAAUCAUCUUUAGAAGAUAGUGUGAUACCUACCAAGGCUCUCAGGACCACAGGAGUUUUCUCUAGCUCUUGUCCCCCUAACUGGAUCACACAUGAGGACAGCUGUUAUCUAUUUAGCACACUAUUAGAUUCCUGGGAUAGAAGUAAAAGACGAUGCUUUCAACUGGGCUCUAAUCUCCUGAAGAUAGACAGCUCAAAAGAGUUGGAAUUUAUAUCAAGGCAAGUGUCUUCCCAACCUGAUCAUUCAUUCUGGAUAGGGCUUUCUCGCCGUCGGACAGGAGAACCAUGGCUCUGGGAGGAUGGCUCCACCUUGUUGUCUAACCUGUUUCAAAUCAGAAGCACAGUUACCGAAAAAGACUCAUCUCACAACUGUGUAUGGAUCCAUGUGUCAGACAUUUACGACCAGCUCUGCAGUGUGCAUUCAUAUAGUAUUUGUGAGAAGAAGUUGUCAGUAUAAUGGUAGAGGAUCAGAGAGAAGUAUGUAAGAUAUUAAGGAGGGUAUAAAUCCAAAGAGAAAAGAGAUAUAUUUGAGGUCAAAAUAAUUGCUGAAAAAAAUAUCAAGAGAGCUCAGCCAACUUUAAUCUUAGCUGAGAAACAGGAUGGAAGGCUGUGAUUUCCAUACUCCCCAAGUCUAUUGGGUAAUCAGUAUUGUAUUCUAAUUAUUAAAGUCCUAGAAAUAGAGUCAGAACACGUGACCUUGAAUUUUCAUUCUAUCAAUAGUAGAAUUUUCAUUCUGCCAUUCUAUUUAUCUGGGAUUAGCUGUGAAUUCUUGGUAUUUCAGGAGAUCUUAAUUUCUGACUAUACCAGAGUUGUAUUUUGUCCUAAAAACUGCCACUGGAGUUCAUGUGGUGUGUUUCCACUACUUAUUCUUCCACUUUCAGCAGUGUAUCAGACACAGAUAGCAAUAUAUUUUGAAUAGCUAAAUGGAAAAGAGGAAAAAAAAUGCUUUACUAAAAUCAGAACCAUUUUGUUAUUUUAUUCAUCAACAUGGUCAUGAUUAUGAUCAAAAGCAUCAUAAAAACCAUCAAUUGCAUCUUUUUUUCCUUUAGUUAAAUAACCAAGAGAAUAUGCCUGCCAUAUCCCUAAGAGAAUCUUGUAUAAUGUGAAAUUAUAGGGAAUCUACUUUGGUAAGAAAUAUUUCUCUUUUUAAAUACUAUCAAUCAAAAAAAGAUCUGAUUAAUAAAUAUAAAAGCAUAACCUGUCCUAUUGGCUAAGGUAUUAACAUUUUGUAAUGCAAAACAUGUUUUAUUAUUUCUAUGAUGACUGUUUUGCAGUUUUCAGCAAUUCCUCAGAAAUUACUGUAAAAGGUAUUAUUGGAACAUAAAUAAGUUUCCUCAUAUGAUGAUUUGUCUCUUUCUUAUUUUCUUUUAAACUUUCCCAUUGAUGUUAUUUAUAUUUCCAGUGGGGAUUUCCAUAAUUACUGGAGGGAUAUUCACAGCCUUCUAGUGUUUAUUAAUAUGUGAACAGAAAUCGUGUCAAGCUCACUGAAUUUUUCACUUUAAAAUCGUUACUGUUAUGUGAUUUCACUUUAAUAAAAAAUGUUAAUUAAAGAAUCUUUGGCAUUUAAGUUAUGUGCCAUGUAUAAUUGGCACUAUUAUUGUUUGCCCUCUCCCUAAAAAUGACGAUGAACUUGGCCCUGGGGAGGAAGUGGUAUAGUAGGUAGUUUUGUGUUGAAGAAUAAAUUUUAGAUCUUAAAUAUUUAAAAAUCUAAAAGACAGAGAAAAAAUUUUGGUGAAGUGACUAUUACCUUUCUAAUACACUAACUUGGGUUGUCACUAUCUGGAAAGAAAUGUGGAAAUGAAAAGGUUAUUAAAGCUGAGUUAAAUUAAGGCAUAAAGUGGGAUUUUGAAAAGAUACCAUGUAUUUUAAUUUUGUUUUUGGUUUAAUUUUUUUCUCCCGCAACUUUAAAAUGGAGUGCAUGAGUUGAAGAAAUCAUGAUAAUCAAAGAAAAUAGGUCUGUAUGUUGAAUGUCCAGCUGUACUUAUCUAGAACAGACGGGCUAGGCAACAAUAACCUAUAAGUGAGAACUAAAAGCAUGAUUUUAACAAGAAGUGAUGAUGUAAAGUCAGAGUGCUCUAGGCUGUCCAAAAUUUAUCAUACAUCCCUUAUUAAUACUAUAGCCAAUGUGGAAUCAUGCAUGAGAAUGAACAGAAAACAUCCACGCUUUUCCAAGUGACAGAAAAGUGAAAACAGCCGCUAGUAGGCCUUAUGUCUAAAGGAUAAUUCAAGAUGAGGAAUGAUUAUGCUAUAGAAAACACUACCUCUUCAAGGAUCACCUCUUGCCUGAGUUAUUGCAAUAAUAUUCAAAGUAGUCUUCUAGCACCUACAUAGCAGUUGUAGUCGCUAAGUCGUGUGUGACUCAUUGCGACCCCAUGGACUGCAGCACGCCUGGCCUCCCUGUCCUUCACCAUCUCCUGGAGUUUGCUCAAACUCAAGUCCAUUGAGUCAGUGAUACCAUCCAAUCACCCUCUUCUCCUGUCUUCAAUCUUUCCCAGCAUCAGGGUGUUUUCUAAUGAGUGGGCUC
Messenger RNA from Dama dama (fallow deer), 2905 nucleotides. RefSeq names its product C-type lectin domain containing 7A (gene CLEC7A). Gene Ontology annotation, cellular component: cell surface. Gene Ontology annotation, molecular function: (1->3)-beta-D-glucan binding; pattern recognition receptor activity. The transcript is spliced from 6 exons. Gene Ontology annotation, biological process: positive regulation of phagocytosis; detection of molecule of fungal origin; positive regulation of cell population proliferation. The coding region runs from base 95 to 838 and encodes 247 amino acids. NCBI's taxonomy places the organism in Eukaryota, Metazoa, Chordata, Mammalia, Artiodactyla, Cervidae. The record is from RefSeq and is a predicted model, not a curated record.